UAGUUAACAGUUUAAUUGAGUUCAUGUAGACAAAAACUAUAACUACGUUGUUUUUAUUUUUGCAGAGAGUUCUUGACUUGCCUUGCAAUUAGCAUAAGUUUGUUAAUCAAUUAUUACAAUGGCACACCAAGGCGCCCCCCUACCUGUGUUGGACGACUCCCAGAAGAUCAGCGUUGGUGAGUUAAAAGACCUUCUUGCUAAAAGUGAUCCCUUGGUUGUUGACGUGAGGAAUCCAAGUGAGAUUGAAGCUUCCGGAUCCAUUGGAAGCAAAAAGAAUAUCAAUAUUCCUAUCACUGAUUUAGAUAAAGAACUAAGUCUAAGCAAUGAUGAAUUCAAGGCUAAAUAUGGGUUGGACAAACCCCAGGGUGACGGGUCUGAUGUCAUCUUCCAUUGCAUGAAGGGGGGGAGGGGUUCAAGGGCUGUUGUUGUGGCUGAAAAACAUGGCAUGAAAAAGUAAGGCAACUAGUGGGCACGUAACUUGGAGGGUGGAUAUGGUUUGUGGUCUUCACAAUAAAUCAACAUAUUAUAACAACCAAAGUUUUCACCAAAGUGUCUAUGUUUAUAUAAGAAUUCUUAAUUGCAUUAUCUUUCCAAAAUAAGCCUUUUAUGUUGCUGACUAUUUGUUACUGUACCUUGCCCAAUUAGCUAUAAAACAAUCAAAUGUCGAUUAUGGCUUUAUGUAAACCCACAGCACACUUGUAUCCUCUAGGUUUGUUUGAAACCACUUUUAUAAAAAAACGUUUUUCAUUUUAUCAGAACACUAGUUUAAAUAUGUUCGUAAUUUAUCGGUAAUUAGUAAAAGUUUUCUACAAAUUGUAGACAUCAAUACCGAAUGUGAGUAACUGGCCUGUUUAAUAGAAUUAUCAUUUUUGCUCAAACAAUGGUUUGUCUGGUUUACAAAUAGAUAUUAAUUAACCGGUUCACUAAUAAGUAUUAAUUAACGUGUGUUUUGUAUCGGUAAUUAUUGUUUGUAACCUGACUAAUCAUAAACAUUUGAAUAUCAAUAUUGCUUCAAGCCUGUAACCCUCAUAAGCAUGACAAACAUGUAGGAAUUGCACUUAUUGGGAUGUUAUAUUAUGCACAAACUUCAAUUAUUCCUAAAUAAAUCUUAUCAAUACAACAUGG
Molecule: messenger RNA, 1125 nt
Organism: Ciona intestinalis (vase tunicate)
Lineage: Eukaryota; Metazoa; Chordata; Ascidiacea; Phlebobranchia; Cionidae
Source: RefSeq, a predicted model, not a curated record